This is a messenger RNA of Suncus etruscus (white-toothed pygmy shrew), 2862 nucleotides long. It is a transcript of the gene MAP3K3, whose product is annotated as mitogen-activated protein kinase kinase kinase 3. NCBI's taxonomy places the organism in Eukaryota, Metazoa, Chordata, Mammalia, Eulipotyphla, Soricidae. The transcript has 16 exons. Gene Ontology annotation, molecular function: protein binding; protein kinase activity; ATP binding. The record is from RefSeq and is a predicted model, not a curated record. The coding region runs from base 22 to 1962 and encodes 646 amino acids. Gene Ontology annotation, biological process: protein phosphorylation.
CAGGAGGCAUUAAACUCGAUCAUGAAGGAUUUGGUGGCCCUUGGGAUGAGCCGACAUGCUCGGUCUGGAUAUGAGACUAUGAAGAACAAAGAUCCGGGUCACCCAAAUAGGCAGAAAAAACACAACAGCAGCAGCUCAGCCCUUCUGAACAGUCCAGCAGUAACAACAAGCUCAUGUGCAGGGGCCAGUGAGAAAAAGAAAUUUUUGAAUGACGUCAGAAUCAAGUUUGAGCACAAUGGGGAAAGGCGAAUUAUAGCAUUUAGCCGGCCUGUGAGGUUUGAAGAAGUAGAGCACAAGGUGACAACAGUAUUUGGGCAGCCGCUUGAUCUACAUUAUAUGAACAAUGAGCUCUCCAUCCUGCUGAAAAACCAAGAUGAUCUUGAUAAAGCAAUUGACAUUUUGGAUAGAAGCUCAAGUAUGAAAAGCCUUAGGAUAUUGCUGCUGUCCCAGGACAGAAACCAUACCAGUUCUUCCCCUCACUCCGGGGUGUCCAGGCAGGUUCGGAUAAAAGCUUCCCAGUCUGUGGGAGAUAUAAAUACCAUCUACCAACCUCCUGAGCCCAGAAGCAGGCACCUCUCUGUCAAUUCCCAGAACCCUGGGCGAAGCUCACCUCCUCCAGGCUAUGUUCCUGAAAGACAGCAGCGAAUUGCCCGGCAAGGAUCCUAUACCAGCAUCAACAGUGAGGGGGAGUUCAUUCCCGAGACCAGCGAGCAGUGCGUACUGGAUCCUCUGAGCAGUGCAGAAAACUCCUUAUCAGGAAGCUGCCAGUCCUUGGACAGAUCAGCAGACAGCCCAUCUUUCCGGAAAUCUCGAAUGUCCCGAGCCCAGAGCUUCCCAGAUAACAGACAAGAAUUCUCAGAUCGAGAAACCCAGCUCUAUGACAAAGGGGUCAAAGGUGGAACCUACCCCCGGCGCUACCACGUGUCUCUCCACCACAAGGACUACAAUGAUGGCAGAAGAACCUUUCCCCGAAUACGGCGUCACCAAGGCAACCUGUUCACCCUGGUGCCUUCCAGUCGCUCCCUGAGCACAAAUGGAGAAAACCUGGGCUUGGCAAUGCAGUAUCUGGACCCUCGAGGGCGCCUGCGGAGUGCGGACAGCGAGAACACCCUCUCGGUGCAGGAGAGGACUGUACCAACCAAGUCUCCAAGCGCCCCCAUCAAUUGGCGCCGUGGGAAGCUCCUGGGCCAAGGUGCCUUCGGCAGGGUCUAUUUGUGCUAUGAUGUAGACACAGGCCGCGAACUUGCAUCCAAGCAAGUCCAGUUUGACCCUGACAGUCCUGAGACAAGCAAGGAGGUGAGCGCUCUGGAAUGUGAGAUCCAGCUGCUGAAGAAUCUGCAGCACGAGCGCAUCGUGCAGUACUAUGGCUGCCUGCGGGACCGCGCCGAGAGGACUCUGACCAUCUUCAUGGAGUACAUGCCAGGGGGUUCAGUAAAAGACCAGCUGAAAGCCUACGGAGCUCUGACGGAGAGUGUGACCCGGAAAUACACCCGGCAGAUCCUGGAGGGCAUGUCCUACCUGCACAGCAACAUGAUUGUCCACAGGGACAUCAAGGGUGCAAACAUCCUCCGAGACUCUGCUGGGAAUGUGAAGCUGGGGGACUUUGGGGCCAGCAAGCGUCUGCAGACCAUCUGCAUGUCGGGCACAGGCAUGCGCUCGGUCACAGGCACUCCCUACUGGAUGAGCCCCGAGGUGAUCAGCGGUGAGGGUUACGGCAGGAAGGCAGAUGUCUGGAGUCUAGGCUGCACGGUGGUCGAAAUGCUGACGGAGAAGCCACCUUGGGCAGAGUAUGAAGCCAUGGCCGCCAUUUUCAAGAUUGCCACCCAGCCGACCAACCCUCAGCUGCCCUCUCACAUCUCGGAGCAUGGCCGGGACUUCUUGAGGCGCAUCUUUGUGGAGGCUCGCCAGAGACCUUCGGCCGAAGAGCUGCUCACACACCACUUUGCACAGCUUGUGUAUUAAGCUCUCAAGGCCACACUGCUACUGGCUGCCCCUUCUGCCCAGGCAAGGGGCUGUUGUGGGCCCAGCCAAGUUGCUGCUUCUCCCAGGCAGGGUUGUGGACCGCGGAGCUGCAGUCUAGCCAGCGUGGGUUCCGUGCCCUCUGCUCUUGGGACUCAGAGCCAGGGUGGGGUGCUGUAGCCUCACAGACUGGGUGCCCCCAGCCUGCCAGACCCAGGAGCUCCAUUCACUAAGCUCCAUGUGGCAGGGAAUGGGCUCAGAACUGUGUGCAAGGUGCCUGGUCUCCGUGGGGCACGCCCGACACUUAUUGGCACCAAAGCCCAAAGCGUCUGGGGACACAGAAGCACAGAAAGCCUGAACAGUGUUAACUUUGGUUCGGAGCGUUGCUUUCAUUCUCCCCAUGUUGGAGACCAACAUAACCUCCGGGCUGGCUGAGCACACCCAGGCCCGAGGUAGCCGCCACAGGGUGGCUGAGGCCUAGGCUGUGCUCUCCCGAGAGCCCCUGGCCCGCUUUGCCAGUCCGUCUUUUACCAAAGAGAAGUGAAGCAAAUGUCAUGCUGCCUUAUUCAGGGAGGGAGGAGCAUGUCCUGCCUGCCCUGGUGACCUGCCCCACAAGCAGGGGCUGAGAUAUGGAAAUGCCCCUACAGAGGGGGACACCCAGUUCUGUCAAUGCAAUUGUCUGUUUUACAAGUUGGAGUCACUCAUAUGCUGUACUCAAGUUUCUAAACUGGAGACUUAGUGUGCCCCGUGCGCUGAGUCCCCCUGCUCUGGGCUCAGGCUGGAGGUGGGUUGGCAAGAAUUAAAGUUAAUGGCAUCGGUGCCCCUGGCCUGGCCUCUGCUCCCCCACUGGAACAGAGAGACAGACAACACGGGGAAGGCGUCUGACCCUGCUGGCCCCCUGAC